Messenger RNA from Meriones unguiculatus (Mongolian gerbil), 4134 nucleotides. Its product is annotated as zinc finger protein 431-like. Gene Ontology annotation, biological process: regulation of transcription by RNA polymerase II. The record is from RefSeq and is a predicted model, not a curated record. The transcript is spliced from 8 exons. Lineage: Eukaryota; Metazoa; Chordata; Mammalia; Rodentia; Muridae. Gene Ontology annotation, cellular component: nucleus. Bases 2188 to 3252 code for a protein of 354 amino acids. Gene Ontology annotation, molecular function: RNA polymerase II transcription regulatory region sequence-specific DNA binding; DNA-binding transcription factor activity, RNA polymerase II-specific.
UGCCAAGGUCAAGUUCAGUUCCGUAGCUGAGCAGGCUUGAAUGCUUCCCUGUGACAUCCUCUGAGCGCUGCUGCUGCCUCUAGUGAUUGCAGCUCUGGCAAGAUCUGAAGCGGCAACAUGAAGAGUCUCAACAAAGAUGUGAUGCUGAAAACCUGUAGGAACUUCCCUGCUAUAGGAGGAAGAAAGCGAAGUGCCUAGUGAGUGCUGUGCGCGGAGCUCAGGCAAGCUCCAAAGUCUCCAAGUAGUGAGCGCAGGGUCCCUGCCCACAAAGGGGAGAAGGCGGCUGAGCAGCGGGAACCGGACUGGUGGUCCUCCCCUGGCUGUGUGGAAAGACAGUCUGGUAGGCUACGGGAGGAUGGACACAAGCGCUAUUGAAAUGCAAAUCUCUAUCUGGAAAGCGUCUGGCCCUGGACGGGAAGCCUAGGCCAGGAACCACUAUGCUGUGUCCCUUCAGCACACUGGAUCCCUAAAGGAGGUGCUCAUGUCACUCAAGACUCACUGGCCAAUCAUGGCCUCCAGGUGGACCUGCCAGUCAAGAAGAGGAGGCGUGUUUUUCCGGGUGCCACGCUGCAGGUUCAGCUCUGUUGCUAAGCCGGCCUGAGUGGUUCCGUGUGAAGUGUUCUGAGCACUUCUGCUGGGUGCUGUGAGGGGAGCUCAGGCAAGCCCCGAAGCUGUGAAAUGGUUAAAGCUUAUAAAGAGUAAGAAUGGGCAAUUCAGGGGGAGGAACUUGUUUCAGUGAAAAUCUCAGAGCAGGAUAUUCUCAAGGAAAUUCUAAAAGCAGGAGAAAAGUGCUCAGUUUCAUUUCAGCACUGUUCCAGCCGUCUAUGUUUGCAGACUCACACCAGUAAGAAUACUGUGAAGAGUUCAUUGCAUGAAGCUGUGCGGAUGAAGCCUGAGUUGCAUUUUGAGACCACAAGAUAUUGAGAUCUAAGCUGUGAGACACCUGAUGUGGAGAGCUGCUUAUAGGGAGUAGAUGUAACCAAACUAAGGGGCAUGUGAGAAGUUUCAGGGAUAGGGCCUUCUCCUAAGCCCUUUGAUAAUGAAGCCCCAUGUGUCUGAGACAGAGCUACAGGAUUUGUUGUUUUCUGCUUGGUUCUCUGCCUUAGUCCAGUCUUCUCUCACUAUGUACACAUUCCUCUCUAUUGGAAUGGGAAAGGGUAUUCUGUGCCAUUGUAUGUUGGAACGGUAUAACUUGUUUUCUGAUUUUACAAGAUGUGUCAGCCAAGAUAUUGUCUUGAGUGUCAGAAGAGACUUUGGAUGUUUGAAGUGUUGGGAACUGUUGCAGACAAUUAGCAUCAUUGAAGUUAGAUCAAAUGCAUUUUCAUCAUGAGAUGAGAAGGAGCUUAUGAUGACCAGGGUCAUUAUAUAGUUGGUUAAUUUAAAAAAGUCCCCAGAUAGAAUGAUUUGUUUGAACAUAUUGUCCCUCCUUUAUGUCUUUUUUUGGUGGACCUUAUAGAAGCUUUUGUAAGAGUAGCCUUUCCAGGUUUAGUACUGGGGAUGGGAUUUCAGUGAUAUAGAGUCAAACCAUUUCCUGUUCUUGGUGUCUAUUCUGUUGUGGUUGAAACUGAUUAUUCGGCUUUCUUUUUGUGCUGUCAUACCCUCACUAUUAUAGACUGUAUCCAUAAAUCACAUAAGAUACAGUAGAAGCAGCUGAUAUUCGGUUUUAAGCCAGAAUUUUGCUAGCUAGAAUUUUUUAUAUUUUUAAUUGUGUUGCUUUUGUUUUUGUUGUUUUUUGUUUUUUAUAUUUUUUGUUUUUUUAUAUAUUUUUAUUUUAAAUCAUUACAUUUAUUAGAUUAUUGCACAGGUUAUAAUUUCUUUUAUUAAAUAAUUACAGUUUAUUCACUUUGUAUCCCAGCUGUAGUCCCCACCUUUGGCCCCUCCCAAUUCCAUCCACCCUCCCUCCCUCAUCUCAUCCCAUGCCCCUGCCCAAGUCCACUGAUAGGGGAGGUCCUCCUCCCCUUCCCUUUGUUUUCUUCUUUUUUUUUUCUCUGUGUAGUCCUGGCUUUCCUCAAAGAAGUUAUGUAAGUCAGGUGGGUCUCGAAUUUAGAGAUCCAUCUAACUCCUGGCUCCAGACUGCUGAGAUUAGAUUUACAGGAUGCCGUGACCUGUGAAGAUGUACAUGUGACCUUCACUCAAGAAGAGUGGGCAUUGCUGAAUCCUACUCAGAAAAUUCUUUACGUAGAUGUGAUGCUAGAGACCUACAGCAACCUCACUGCUAUAGGCUACAAUUGGGAAGACCAUAAUAUUGAAGUACAUUUUCAAAGUUCUAGAAGACAUGGAAGACAUGAAAUAAGUCAUACUGGAGAGAGACCCUAUGGAUGUAACCAAUGUGAUAAAGCCUUUGUGUGUCACAGUAGUCUCCAAAUACAUAAAAGAACACAUACUGGAGAGAAACCGUAUGAAUGUAGUCAGUGUGGUAAAGCCUUUUCUCAACACAGUCGUCUCCAAAGACAUAGAAGAACACAUACUGGAGAAAAACCUUAUGAAUGUAAGCAAUGUGGUAAAGCCUUUGGACAUCCAGGUAGUCUUCAAAGACAUGAAAAAAUUCAUACUGGAGAGAAACCUUACAAAUGUAAUCAAUGUGAUAAAACAUUUUUACAACACCAUAGUCUCCAAAUACAUAAAAGAACACAUACUGGAGAAAAACCCUAUGAAUGUAAUCAAUGUGGUAAAGCCUUUGUGAGUCACACUAGUCUCCAGAUACAUAAAAGAACACAUACUGGAGAGAAACCAUAUGAAUGUAAUCAAUGUGAUAAAGCCUUUUCACAAUACAGUCAUCUCCAAAGACAUAAAAGAACACAUACUGGAGAGAAACCGUAUGAAUGUAACCAAUGUGGUAAACCCUUUGGACGUGUCAGUCAUCUUCAAAGGCAUGAAAGAAUUCAUACUAAAGAGAAACCCUCUGAAGGUAUUCGAUAUGAUGAAGCCUUUGCAUGUCACAGUCAUCUCCGAAUACAUGAAAGAACACAUACAGGAGAGAAACCCUUUGAAUGUAACCAGUGUGGUAAAGCCUUUGCAUAUCAUAGUCUUCUUCGAAUACAUAAAAGAACACAUACUGGAGAGAAACCUUAUGGAUGUAAACAAUGUGGUAAAGCCUUUUCACAACUUGGUACUCUCCAAAUACAUGAAAGAACACAUACUGGAGAGAAACCCUAUGAAUGUAAGCACUGUGGUAAAGCCUUUGCACAACAUAGUCAUCUUAAAUGUCAUGAAAGAUAUCAUACUCGAGAGAAGCCUUAUGUUUUUAUUUAAUGUGGUGAAGCCUUUGCACAUUUCUAUAGUCUUCAUCAUCAUGAAAGUAUUCACACUGGAUAGAAACCCUAUGAGUGUAAGCAAUGUGGUAAAGCCUUCACCACAGUUAUCUCUGAAUGCAGAUGAAAGCAUGUGCUAGAAAGAAAUCCUACAAAUGUAAUUAGUUUUAUGGGGUCAGCUUAAAUCCAACCCAAUUCAAACACUGGGUCAAUGCAGAAGACAAGGAUUUGUUGUAACUCCCUACUCAUCUGUCAGGGACACAAAACAGACUUGGGAGCUGAACUGCAACUCCCCUGCCCACUCCCCACCCUCUACCUCCAAGACAGAAUGUUACAGAGCUUUUAAACUUGAAAACCACAAACAUCGGUGCCAAGUUAUAAUUACAUUUUUCCACCAAUCAGGAUUUAAGGAGAGGGGCUUUCCUUAUGUGGUUGGUUUGUGUCAACUGAUAGAGACUAGGUUAUACAGUAUACCCAAUCUAAUCCAUUUGUUCUUUUGUGAUUAAGAAGUCAUUAGGUUCUGUUCAAUAAAUAAAUAAAGGAUGAAUAACAAGAAGCUUUUAUUAAGAGCAGUCAUGUUUUGGGGAACAGAAGCCGUGUUUAAGUGAGUCAUGUUUUGGGGAGCAAAAGAUGAAUAACAAGCUUGUCAGAUAUUGGGAAGUCCCCAGGUCUUCUGGGGCCUGAGAAAUUGAACUUAGUUUCAUCCUAUGAUUAAAUGGAGUCUGAAAACAAAAAGGCAAUACUUAGGGCAAGUUUCUUUUGCAUGUUCCUAACAUUUGCGUAUUAUAGUCAUCAAAUAAUUAACGCACAUUGGCAUAUAAUCCUACAAAUGUAAUCAAUGUGAUAAAGCUGUUAUUGAAAAUAAAUGGUAUCAGCCAAAUAA